AUGAAGGAGGAUGUCAUCGCGGUGAGCGAAACUCAUGCGACAGAUAAAUCUCAGAAGACGUUGGAUGCUGGUUCUGAUCGUAAUGUGUUCUGGGGUGCGCCUGUUGAUGAGAAAUCCCGCUGCGGAGUUUCCCUUCUUGUUCGUAAGUCGUGUGCUUGGGAUGUGCGAACUUUGAGCUUCCAAGGGGCAUGCGAUAAGUAUUCCAAGCAAGGUCGUUUACAUGCCAAUCAACUCUUUCGGAAUGAUGGCAAGCGUUCUUUUCUUAUCUAUUGUCUUUAUGGGCAUGCUGGGGCUAGAUGGGAAGCGGACAAGCGUGUUCUUUUGCAUGAGAUGCUGGAUUCAGUUUUUCAAGAUGUUGCGAUGCGAGGUGGUAUACCGGCAAUCGUCGUUGGGGACUUUAACACUGAGGUUACGGAGAGUGCGGUGCUGGAGCAGAUGGUCACGUGUGAUUGGUUUGAUGCGGUAGGUUGGUCUACACAGGACACGGCAUCGAUGAAGACAUCGUUGAAAGGGGGUGGGUCGAGGAUUGACCUGUGCUUCAUGAACAAGGAGUCUGCUGGUCUGUGUCGUAGUUUUGAAACAUACGGAGCACCUGUCAAGACUGAUCACCGAGUUAUUUCAGCUCAGUUUGAUUGGCCUCUUGCCAAACAGGUACGCUAUAUGGUGAAGAAUGUUGGCGUGAAAUGCAAGUAUCAAGAUCCCCCUGCUGCCUUCGUUCCUGAUGUUGUUGAUUCUUUUGAUGUUCGUCAGGCGUUGACGCGGGGUGACAUCAACAAGGCCUUGGAUGUUUGGUGCCGGAAAGCUGAUGCAUUGUUGGCGCGCAUUCUUCUUUCUGGCGUGAGUGCUGAUGCCCGGGAUGUCGGUAAUGGUCGUGGGAAGGAGUUGCUGUGCAUGCAGGCGUAUGGGUACCGGGCGGAUAUCACAUGGAGGAACAUUGCCCACGUUCGGAAGUAUCUGGAGGGUGAUGCUUUGUCUUGUUUCGAUGAGCUUUAUCGUGGUGGUCUGACGCGAACCAAUGCUGGUGAUAUGCAUCGUUUCUUGAAUGAGCACUGUCAAAGAGCGCAGACCAGAUGCAGAAAUGCCAGGUUGAAAGCGUGGAAAUCUAGGGUUCGUGAGUCGGAAAAGGACGCUUAUCGUUGGUUGAAACCUUUAAACUCCAAUGCUGGUAAAGUUAUGAAGCUUCCAGAUGGUUCUUUUACGGCGACUGAGGAGACUCAACUACGUGCCAUUCUUGAUGCGCGGCAGCCAAUUUUUCAGAAGUUUGGGGAGCGUGAACCUAGAGUUGAGCAGUUCUUCGAGUUCUUCGGUCAGACUAUGCGGAGUUCGGAGAUGCAUUUGCAGGAUAUCACUGGUGCUGAUUCAGUUGCUGCGGCUUUGGAUACGGCUCCCAGCUCGCCGGGUUUGGACCAUUUUCGUCCUGAGAGUUUGACGGCUCUUGCAAAGUGGUACCCUCAGCUCUUUGAUUCCCGUGCAUUGUUGUUCAAUUGGAUUGAGCUUCAUUCUAUCUGGACAGAUGAGAUGAUCUACGCUUACACUGCACUUGUUCCGAAAAGCAGCAUGUCUUCUGAGGCGUCUCCCGGAGAAUACCGUCCGAUCAGUGUACUUAGUAUGGUUUGUGGAGUAAACACGGGUUUGGUUGUUGUUACAGUGGCAAGAGGAGUGGAUUGA
This is a messenger RNA of Symbiodinium sp. CCMP2592, 1668 nucleotides long. The record is from the annotation of a GenBank genome assembly. Lineage: Eukaryota; Dinophyceae; Suessiales; Symbiodiniaceae.